AUGGUUUCAGAAGAGGAGGAAGACGGUGGAGACUAUUUUAUACGAUCCUUCUGUUUUCUAAAAGGUAUGGUGUUCCUAUCGUCCAUGGCAUCCAAGAAGUCCAAAUAUGAAGAAUAUCCUGCAUUCACGAACUUCACCAUUAAAGUGGACGUUGAAGGUUCCUGGGCCAAGACAGUAAAAAAGGUAUUGAACAGUGUUCAAGGUGUGACUAAUUUCAGAAUGGAGAACAACGGGAAGGUUAACAUUUCAGGAUACAUCGAUCCAGUCUUACUUCUGAAAUGUCUGGAGAAAGCAGGAAAAACAGCAGAGAUAGUACAUUGGCAAUAUGGAGAAUGUUCAAAGAACCUGUUUGAGAAGACAAAAUUGCCCUUGCCCUCGGUUAAUAACAACAACUUAUAUCUACCAGGUUACGAAGGCUAUAAUAACAAUGGGUAUUAUGGUUAUAAUUACAAUAAUGGGUAUGGGUAUGGGUAUGAGUAUGGUUAUCCCCCCAAUUACAGGAGGAGCAACUAUGUCUUCAACCAUCUAGAAUGUUCAGGGAAUGCUUCUGACUGUUCUGGACAUCAUAUACGUAACCCAAACACUCCCAAUAAAUCGUCAUCUUCUUCUAAAACUCAGUUCCAAAAGCCUGCGUCUGGUCGCACUGGCAACCAUCCCACAUGCUGCAGUUUGAUGUGAAGAAUUUCUUGAAAAUAUGUUUUUGUGUACUUAAUGUUUGAAUGUGACUAUGGUUUGGUGUGGUGUGGUGGGGUU
Molecule: messenger RNA, 753 nt
Organism: Lactuca virosa
Lineage: Eukaryota; Viridiplantae; Streptophyta; Magnoliopsida; Asterales; Asteraceae
Source: the annotation of a GenBank genome assembly